Anopheles coluzzii is the source of this 5920-nucleotide messenger RNA. Its product is annotated as nucleomorphin-like. The record is from RefSeq and is a predicted model, not a curated record. The coding region runs from base 619 to 2022 and encodes 467 amino acids. The transcript has a single exon. Lineage: Eukaryota; Metazoa; Arthropoda; Insecta; Diptera; Culicidae.
GCCUGCAAUUACAUGAACGUAAAAUGCGAAUUACUCACUUUUAUCGAAAUAUGCAUACAAAUAGAUCGUUUUCAAUCCUAGCGCUUUGCCCACGACGACAGCGAAAGCAUUUGAAGCUUCCAGCUCUGGGCGCUUUUUGCAUGCUUCCAUAGCGUCGUCUCUUUCGCACCUUCACGCCGCGCUGAGAGUGCUGCGCAGGACACGCACGCAUCAUCGCUGCAUCUCGCGUGGACCGAGGGGUGAGAGUGGGAGCUUUGCGUGGGCUUUUUGAAAAUUCGCACUGAGGGGAAGGGCUUGAAGCGUGGUGCCAACCAAAAAAAAAGCAUCAAAUCCUGUUCAAUCGUGUUCUAGCAUUCGGAGAGUGAACACGCUGCGAUUUCCCGUGCCCAGUAUUCUGCGACGCCAUUGCUCAACCGACGCCACAAACCGACGCCAUCACCCGGGGAGCUUGGGAGCCUAGGGAGUGUGGAUUUUCUGCCUCGUGACCGUUUGCCAGCGGUGAGUACCGGUUAUUUUUGGUGACUGUUAGACUAGUGCUUGUGUGGGGGGAUUAUUUUGUGCCAACGGACAACAGCAAACUUGCGUCUUGGUGCGACUUGGUGCAGUGAGGCCCGCAAGAUGGCGGGCCCGAGUGGAGGCGGGUGGGGACACGGUCCCCCCCCAGUGAAUAAAAGGGGUCGUCAGGCCCCCGAAUGGCUCGAUCCAGCGAACGUACACGGCGAACUGCGCUAUCUGAUUUUGGCGCCCCAGAAGGGUUUUGCCAUUCCGAAGAACGCGUUUUUGAUCGAGAAAAGCCUCUCGCCGUUCGUCGGUCCCAUCGAGCCUUGCGUGCCGAUGGACCAGGGCGCGCGAUAUCUCAUGAAAACACGCAGUCGUGAGCAGUUCGACAAACUGCUUGCGAUCAAGAAACUGAUCGAUGGUACCCCGGUGGAAAUCACCUCUGACCGAGCUCGCAAUACCGUACAGUGUGUGAUGGUCACUCCGUACCUGGACGGACUAACGGACGAAGAGAUUCUAGCCCAAAUCGAGGGAACAAAAAUCGUGGAGGUGAAGCGGUUCAUGCGCAAGGUGGACGGUGCGGUGAAACCGACCAACGCCUACCUACUACGUGUCGACUCGGUCACGGUUCCGGAGGAGGUGCGCGUUGGCUGCAUCUCGGUGCGCACGCGUCCCUACUACCCCCGGCCCAUGAUAUGCUUUAAAUGCUUGAUUGUGGGACACACCACGGCUCGGUGCAAUUCUGCUCCAGCCUGCCCGAACUGCUCAAUGCCGGAGCAUGGAUCUUGCAACAACCCACCCCGAUGCAAAAACUGCAAAGGAGAUCACGCUACCCUGAACCGCUCCUGCCCGGUCUAUCUGGCCGAACAGAACAUUAUCCGCAUCAAGGUGGAUAACUGUAUCAGCUACCCAGAAGCGCGCAAAAUAUACAGUCAGGUACAAGAGUCCGCCGUCCAAAAGCGACUGGCUAAUGCUCAGCAACAACCACAACAACCACAACCACUGCAACAACAACCACAACAAAAUGACACGGCACCGGCCGAACGCGACGCAACAAUAGAAAAGCUAAAGACCAUGUUAAACUCGGCCUUUGCAAAGAUCCAGGAAUUGAUUGAGGAACGCGACUUCUUCAAAAGCCAGGUCCAAUCCCGACGCAAGGACAAGCACACCGAAAACGCCGACUCGAAUCACACGGACUCGAACAGCGACAGCAACGCUGGCGCGAACUCGAACCAUGACACAAACAUGGAAACUAACGCGGAACAGAACAUCGACACAAACAACACUAACGCGAACAACAACACGAACACGGACGCAAACGUAGCUACGCAAAAAGACUCGAAGACUUCUACCCCGAUCGGACCGAAACGAAAAGCCUCCCCCUCAUCCUCAUCCUACAGCACCGUCGACACAACAAGCGAAGAGAAAAUUCCUCACGGCAACAACAGUACACCAUCGAAAACAAAAUCGCACAAAAGGGGAAAACGUAGAUCCAACAAGCGAAAAACAGGCUUUAGAUAUUGACCUAACGCUUCGAAUUAGACUUCUGCUCUCGAUACUUGGCACUAUUUAUUUGAAUAAUUAAAAUUCCACAACACCAACAACUCUACAGCUAACAUCUCUCCACUUAUCCUCAACUGGAACAUCAGAAGCCUUAAUUCAAACAUUGAUGAAUUACAAACCUUAGUAACUAAACACCAACCGUAUAUAAUCACACUCCAAGAAACAAUAUUUAUUCCACCUGUUUUUAACACUUCCUUCACGCAAUACCAAUGGUAUUUUAAAAAUUUCAACAAUAUUUACCACAACAUAGCAAUAGGCGUUUUAAAAACAAUCGACCACAAAUUCGUCCCCAUCAAUUCACCACUCCCAGUACUAGCCGUGAAAAUAAAAUAUCCCUGCACAGUGACCAUCAUCAAUAGCUACAUUCCCCCUUCAUCAUCUCUCUACCUAAUAAACGACCUCAAUAGCGUAGCCAUGCAAACCGACCACCCUAAGAUAAUAAUUGGCGAUUUAAACUGCUCCCACACAGCGUGGGGCAACGAUAAGUGUACUCCACGCGGUAAACUGCUGUACGCUUACUUUGAGCUUAACAGCAUGUAUGUGCUUCAAAAUCAGCAACCCACUCGCAUUUCUCCCGCUGAUGGAAAGGAAUCCACUCUAGACCACUGUGCAGUAUCGAACGAUAUUUGCUCUCAAUUCAAACUGUCCAUAGCCCCCGACCUUCACGGCAGUGACCAUUUUCCAAUUUUUAUUCAACACAGCCAAAUAGACGCUAGACCAACAUCCCGACCUCGUUGGAAAUAUGAACAGGCCAAUUGGUCGCUAUACCAGCAAACAAUAGACUCACACAUCUCGGCCAACAACGACAUGACAAUAGACGAGCUCCACAACCUAAUCUUAAAAGCAGCCAAACUCAGUAUUCCUAUUACAAAAGGUUUUAAAUCCGGCAAAUCCGUACCCUGGUGGAACAAGGACGUUCAAUUAGCCAUCAAAGAACGCAGAUCCGCCCUUCGCAAACUGCGGCGAAGCACUCGUAUUCCCAACAACCCCAUCACACCUCAUCUAGCCAGCCUAUAUCGCAUAGCCAACUCCAAAGCUAAGCGAGCCAUCCAGGAGGCUAAGGCCUCCGGUUGGACUAGCUUGGCGCACAGUAUCAAGACAUCCAGUACACUCAAACAGGUCUGGGGACAGAUAAACUACAUGUCUGGGAAAAAACCAUCCUCUACCUUCACUUUGAUCGAAAACAACCAACCAAUUACAUCCACACCCGAAAUUGCCCAAACACUCGGCAAUCACUUCUACAACUCCUCAGCCACCAAAAACUACUCUACCAGUUUCAUAGCUCACAAAAUAAAUACCGAGUCCAACCUUCCGAUCUCUUUUCCUGACACAAACCACAAAUCGUACAAUCAACUGUUUUCCAUAAGAGAGCUCCACUGGGCACUUAACAGCUGCCAGGGAAACUCUGCCGGUGCCGACAAUAUCGGCUACCCUUUGCUCAAAAAUCUACCUCUCAUUGCUCAUUACCGUUUGCUCGCUAUUUACAACAAUAUCUGGACCACCGGAAACAUCCCAUCAGAAUGGAAAAAUAGUCUGAUAGUGCCUAUCCCCAAACCUAAUCAACCCAGCAAUAGUGCCAAUAGCUACCGGCCCAUCUCUCUACUCCCUUGCACCUGCAAGGUGAUGGAGAAAAUGGUCAACCGGAGACUCAUUACGAAGCUCGAAGACCGUAAACUCCUCAACAAACACCAACACGCCUUUCGACCCGGCAAGAGUAUGGAAACAUACCUUGCGGCAUUAGAGCAGUGUUUCUCUACAGCAAGGAACAAAGGAAAACACAUUAUCUGCGCAAUCAUUGACCUGUCAAAGGCCUUUGACCGCACCUGGCGAUAUUACAUAUUAGAUCAAUUGGCAAAAUGGGGCAUAGGUGGCCGCUUAACGGCAUUUCUGCAACAAUUCCUAACCGAUCGGACAUUUAAAAUCCUGCUAGGCUCGUACACUUCCCGCCCUUUCCCUCUAGAGAACGGAGUUCCGCAAGGGUCUUCUUUGUCUCCCACCCUCUUCCUUAUAAGCAUCGAAUCCCUAUUACUAUCCCUCCCCACAAACGUACACAUUUUCCUUUACGCCGACGACAUAAUACUAGUUUCCACACACCACUACGCCAAGACCGCACGACUCAAGCUACAGCAUGCUGUCAACAAGGUUUUCCAGUGGACCAACUGGACCGGCAAUUCUAUAGCGGCUUCAAAAAGUAAAAUUUUACAUAUACCAAGCGGAGUCACACGUGUCCGCAACCGUCCUAAAAUCAAAAUACAAGAUCAAAAAAUACAGGAAGUCAAACAAGCCUCCAUACUGGGCAUUAUCUUCGACAAAAAACUUACCUUCGGGCCCCACUGCAGGGAAAUUAAAAGACGCACCAUACCUCGUUUAAAUAUAAUCCGUACGUUGGCACAGAAUAACACCCCUCGCCCAGCGCUGUUGGCAGUCCUAAAGGGCUGGUUCUUGCCGCGGCUGCUGUACGGGGCGGAGAUUUCCUCACUAGGUUCCACAGAUCUUAUCCAACAGUUCGCUCCACUAUACCACCGGGCCGUCAAGCACAUAUCGGGUUGCUUCAAAACCAGUCCAACCGAAGCAGCACUAGUUGAAUGCGGCGUUCUUCCACUGAAAUAUCUGAUAACACAGAAAAUAUCCAACAUGGCAGGCAGAUUAGUAGAAGGAAAAAUCAAAGCCAACUCUUUUAUUCGACGAGCAAAAUACAAUAUGAAACUCACCAUAGGCCUGGAAUUUCCACAAAUACUCACCAUCAACAAAAAUAAGCUAAAACCGUGGUACAAUCCCACCAUCAAGGUAGACUGGUCGAUGCAACACAUUAGCAAGAACAACAACAAUAAUUCGGUUAUACUGCAGCAUUUUAUCGAAAUAGCCGACAAAUACAAAAACCAUUAUCAAAUCUACACUGAUGGAUCCGUUUUAUCACCUAACGCCGGUUGUGCAGUUUACACUCAAAAUAGAUGCCUAAAACUAAGAUUGCCUUGUCACACCACCAUUUUCUCAGCGGAAGCAAUAGCAAUCAUUAAAGCAGCAGAAAAAAUAGCACCUCCAAACACAGAAUGUGUUAUCUUCACCGACAGCGCAUCCGUAUUAAAAGCUAUAGAACAUGGCAACCUCAAAAACCCAUACAUUCAACAAAUAGAGCAACUUUCUAACAUCAGACACAUCAGCUUCUGCUGGAUCCCCAGUCACAAAGGGAUCCCUGGAAAUGACCAUGCCGAUAGAAUGGCCAACGAAGCCCGACUAUUACCUACAAUUGAAAACAACAAAUUGUCCAGAGCCGACUUUUGUCGUUGGCUCCACAAUCAGAUCAAAAUACAUUGGACAACAGAAUGGGUACAAUCCAACGACAAACACCUAAAGUGCAUAAAAACAGCAAUAGAUCCAUGGACUGACCACCCUUCCAGAAGCCAUCAAAGAAUUUUAACCAGAUUAAGAAUUGGUCACACACGUCUCACGCAUCGCCAUAUCUUAAAUAACGAAAACCCUCCAAUCUGCCCGUAUUGCGCCGCAGACACCACAGUUAAACACUUACUGAUUGAAUGCCCAGAGUACGAUAAUACAAGAGCCAAACUCAAUUUAUCAAAACACAUCGAACAGGUCUUACAGAACGAUACAAAAACAGAAAUGAAAGUUAUAAGUUAUCUAAAAGAGACCAUGUUACUGGAUGAUAUAUAAUCCACCAAAAGAGGCGAAUGAGCUAGACCUCAAAGUCUCUAUAAAAAUAAGUAAAACUAAACUAAACGGCGAACAAAAGUGAACAAUUCUAUACAUUUUCCUUGGAAAUCUGCGAAUUUCAUCUGCUCUCCUGCAAACACGUCCGUUCAGCUCGAAGUCCCAAAGCAAAAUGGCCCCGAAGACCAGCGGC